Molecule: messenger RNA, 3822 nt
Organism: Macrosiphum euphorbiae (potato aphid)
Lineage: Eukaryota; Metazoa; Arthropoda; Insecta; Hemiptera; Aphididae
Source: the annotation of a GenBank genome assembly
AUGGAUAUGAUAAUGAAUGAUGCAAAUGAUGCUUAUGACAGCCAAUUUUCAAAAGAUGUAUGUCCAUUCGAAGAAGCUGAAAAAUACUUAAACUCGUCACUGCCUGCUAAUAUAAAAAAAAUAUUCAUUGCAAACGGAUUUUCAAAUCAUUUAAUAAUAUCAAAAAUAAAUGAUAGUGAUAUUGAAUCAACUGAACUAUUUGCUAGGGACUUAUUACCAGAUCUGAUAGACGAGGAUGAAUAUUCUGAAUAUUAUGGUAUAUUUAAAAAAAAUGUAAAAAAAUUUCAAAUUUUAACAGGAUACAAAAAACUUUUAAUGUGCAUUUCGGAUUUCUAUAAAGAAAAGUUGGCUAAAAAAAACACUACCCAACUUGUAGCACCAAAAAGUAAAAAAAAAGCCAUUAAUAGUAUACAAUCACUCAAUGAAGUUGAUGAUGUACCUUCUUCCAAAAAGUGUCGAGUGCAAGUUUUAAAUGUGGAUUUACCAACAGAAAGAGCUGUUGUGCUAAAAAGAAUAACUGACUGGGUAAACCUAAAUUGUAUGGAUAUAUUUAAUGACAAAGAGCUAAAUAUAACGUUGCAUAUUGAAAAUAAAAUUGUAAAUAAUACUGAUGAUGAUGAAUCAAAUAAUGAAAAUGAUAUUGUUGCAACAGUGUUAUGUUUUGUAUGCAAAUUACCAGUUAAAAUAUUGAAAUUAGCAAGUCCGGGACAUCCAAAAAGAUGGGUAUUUUCAAACUAUUAUAAACAUGUAAAAAUACACAAGGGAAAAUCUACAGCUACUAGUACUAGAAGAGACGAAAACAAAACAAUACAGACCAUCGAUAAAUUUAUUAGUUGUGUGCCUAAAAAAAUAUUACCAAUCACAUCAUCAACCAACCAACCAGAAGUCAUGUCAAACAUUGUAAAACCAUCUAGUUCAAUUGAAAAUCAACAGGAUUUUCAUGAAUGCAGAGUUAUUGAGGCGGAUAAUUCUUGUGUUUUAAUCGUUCAAACGCCCAAUACAUUCAAUGCAGUUGUUAAUACUGAAGUUGAAGUUACAAAAUCUGAAUCAAAAUGGACUAAAGCAAAAUAUCAAAGAUGUGAACGAGAAAAACGGCGCAGAGAAAGAACUUUAUUGCAUGAUAAAUUACCCCAACCACUAAUCACAAAUUUCUUUCCACUACUUGAUAAAGUGAGUAAACUUAUAGAUGAGAACACAAAUUUACGUAACCUUUUUAUUAAGAGUAUUGAAGAUAAUAAAACAUUAACUCUAGACAAAAAAGUACUAGAUUCAAAUACUUUACUAAAAUGUUUGUAUGAAUGUGCAUCAAAAAAUCAACUGAAUACUAAAAACAAUAACAGAUUUGAUGAACAGCUAAAAAAGUUUUCUGUUUACUUAUUCAUUGUAGGAGGGAGACUACUUUAUGAGACUUUACACAAAAAUAUGAAUGAUGCUUUGCCUUCAAUUUCUACACUAUUUCGUUUUCUUGAUAACACUCAAAAUAAUGUAACUGAAGGUUGUUUUAGAUUUGAAGAGUUGAGAGUAUUUCUAAUUAAAAGAAAUCUGCCUCCUAAAAUAUGGAUUAGUGAAGAUGCAACAAGGAUAACAGGAAAAAUUGAAUAUGAUACUAAGUCCAAUAAAGUAAUUGGUUUUGUUUUGCCUCUUGAAAAUGGUUGUCCACUGUAUGAUUCUUUUCCAGCAACUUCGGCAAAAAGAAUUACAGAAUACUUUCAAACCGGAAUUCGGGCAAAUUAUGCCUAUGUUAUAAUGGCACAAUCACUAGAUGACAAGGCUCCGCCAUUUUGUGUUGCAAUUUAUGGAACAGAUAAUCGCUUCACAAAUGAAGAUGUAAUAAGUCGUUGGAACUUUAUGAAACUUGCAGCCGCUAGUCAAGGAAUUGAAAUUAUUGGUUUCUCAUCUGAUGGAGAUACUCGAUUACUGAAAGCAAUGCAAUUACAAAGUUUAUCCCCCAGUUUAUCCAUAUACGCUAAAGAAAGUAAUUUAAAUGUUGAUGUAUUGAAUGACACAAUUGAAACAGCUGAAACAGCAAAUGAUUGGUCGUGGUUUUCAAUUGGGCAUCCACCAAUCGUAUUCAAAGAUGAAACUAACCAAGAAAUAUACAUUCAAGAUACUGUACAUAUUGGAACAAAACUUCGAACCCGAUUCCUCAAACCUAAUAUUGUUCUUCCAAUGGGAACCUACUUUGCCUCUGUAGAUCAUCUCAUAGAAUUAACAAGAAACUAUACAAAAGAUAAACAUUUAUUAACCAUGACAGAUCUUAAACCAGAGGACAAAAUGAAUUUUCAAUCGGCCCAAAAAAUGUGCUCUACCAAAGUUUUAGAAAUCUUAAGUCAACUUCCAGAUACAAAUGCAACAGUGGCAUAUUUAUCUGUUAUGAACUAUAUUUUAGCAUCUUUUUUAGAUAAAGAAUUAAAUGUUGAAGAAAGAAUAUAUAAAAUAUGGUUCAGUGUUUUUUUUUUGAGAAUCUGGAGAGCAUGGUUAAAAAAUAAAAAAGAGUUCACUAUUGGUAAUAACUUUAUUACUAAUAAUUGUUAUAACUGUGUUGAAAUUAAUGCGCAUUCUUUGAUAAGGCUAGUAGUUAAAUUUAGAAACGAUACAAAUCUAACUGCUGACAUGUUUACUAUUUGGAAUUUCAGCAGUCAAACAUGUGAACAAUUUUUUAGAGCAACUAGAUCUCUAACAACAACAUUUUCAACUGUAGUAAAUUUUUCUAUGAAAGGCAUUAUUUCUAGGCUAAAACGUAUUGAAACUAUUAAUACUAUAAAAACUGAAUUAAAAAAUGCAUCUUCAGGUAUUACUUUUGCCCGAGAAAAAAACACAAAAUCCAUACCACCAUAUACUAAUUUUACUAUUUAUACUGAAAAUAAUAUUGUAAGUAUAAUUAACAGGAGCUGCAAUGAUGCUAAGUAUAUGGCAAAAAAUCUUGGAAUGAGUAUAGAUGAUGAUAUAAUUAUGAUGCAAAGACCUCUAAUUACUAAAAAAUUUGAAGAUGAAACUCGUGCUGAUAUAGAAACUUCUGAUGAAGAAUCAUCAUAUACAAAUGUAGAGUUGUGUUCAGUCCAAGAAUCUGUUGAUCAUUCUUCAGAAGAAAUAGAAUUUGAUGCUGCUGAAGACUUAGACAACUUAUUAAUACUGGAAAACUGUGGAAUGGGACUUAAUUUAAAAGAUUUUAGUAAGCAAUUUAUGAACGAUGAUGAUUUGAGCAUUUCUAAAAUACCUAUUAGUUCACCAUUUGUAAAUGUAAUAUUGGCUAAUAAGACAUCAAUGAUAAUAAAAAAAUCUUCACUUUGUUGGCUUUUGGAACAACCACGCGACCGAGUUAGUAGUGAUAGGUUAAGAAGAUUUAUUAAUACUUCCAAUAGUAGACCACAUCAAUCUAUUUCCUUUAAAGAAAAGGCUAGAGUAAAAAAAAAAAAAGUCACAUGUGAAGCAAGUAUAGAAAAGUCUGCUGAGGACAGUUCCUCACAAUCUAGUGACCAACAAUUAAUUUUAAACGACGACCCUAGUUCUGAAAAUGUUGAUAGCAGUGAUGAUGAAAAAAAUACAGAGACAAUAAAUAUUAAUAUUGAACAUUAUUAUGCUGUUAUAUAUGACAAUGGAUGGUAUAUUGGACGAGUAAUUAAUAUUAAUGAAAACCAAUAUACAAUAAAAUUUUUAAAAGAGGAAUUGGACAAAUUCAAAUGGCCUACCAAUGAUGACAUUCAAGUUGUACCAAGGAAAUAUAUAUUUUAUGGGCCUAUCGAAUUGAUCGGGUUCAGCCCAUUUGAAAUAAAAAGAUCAGAGAAACUAAAAAUUAUAAAAAUGUACAAACAAUUAAAAUAA